This is a messenger RNA of Perkinsus marinus ATCC 50983, 159 nucleotides long. RefSeq lists its product as hypothetical. The annotation marks the transcript as partial. Lineage: Eukaryota; Perkinsozoa; Perkinsida; Perkinsidae. The transcript is spliced from 2 exons. The record is from RefSeq and is a predicted model, not a curated record. Gene Ontology annotation, molecular function: nucleic acid binding; zinc ion binding.
AUGCGCCCCCAUUUUCUCGUUCCUCUUCUCGGAGCUCACACCCCUACGGUGCCGGCCAUCUUCGCGGUCGCCGCCAUGGCUCGAGCUGAUCGUAAGUGCUUUGCUUGUGGGGACAAGGGGCACCUGGCUAAAGCGUGCCCGCGCGUUCAACGCAGUCAG